GUCUAAAAUCCCAGUUAGGGUUUAUUGCCCCUCAACGUGUUCCUCUGGUCCAACAGUUAUGGCGGGUGGUUCUCGAGCUCAAGUGAACAAGUCGCAUAAGACUCGUUUUGCUUCAAAAGCCUCCCGUAACAUCCACAAAACAUCUGUUAAAGAUAAGAGCAAGAUCAGCAAACCUGACCGCAAUGUGGGGAAGGGAGCUCGGGCUGCUCGACUGCAACGUAACAAAAUGAUGAGAGAGCAGAAGAGAGCAGCUCUUUUGAAAGAAAAAAGGGCUUUCAGUGGAACAACUAGUGCUCCCCGUGUUAUUGUUUUAUUUGGUCUAUCCGCUUCAACAAAUGUAAGUUCACUAGCGGGGGAUCUUUUGGCAUUACUGUCAAAUGAGAAGAAUGGGACUUUAUUCCCAGCCGUUGCAUCACCUGAGUAUAGGCUAAGAGCAACGGUCCUAGAAGCACCUCAUGGUGAUUUUAUGGCAUGCAUGGAAAUGGCCAAGAUUGCAGAUUUGAUCGUUUUUGUGGCUUCUGCUAACUGUUCAAGUGAGCAAGGUAGUUCCAAUUAUUACAUCGACGAAUUUGGCUCUCGGUGUCUCUCUGUGUUCAGGUCUCUUGGUUUACCAAGUUCUGCCAUUUUUCUUCGAGAUUUACCUCCUGAUUUAAAAAGAAGAAAUGAUUUAAAGAAAACAUGCAUUUCUAGCCUUGCUUCUGAAUUCCCUGAAGAUUGCAAGAUUUAUCCAGCAGACACAAAAGAUGACUUGCACAAGUUCAUGUCGCUUUAUAAGGAGCAAAGGCCUACGAUACCUCAUUGGCGUACCCAACGACCUUACGUCAUGGCUCAGAAGGUUGAUGUAGUGGCUGAUGGGUCCGGAAAAUGUACUCUUCUCGUCACUGGUUAUAUUCGUGCUCGCAAUCUUUCAGUAAAUCAGCUGGUUCAUGUAUCAGGUGCCGGGGAUUUUCAGAUGUCCAAGAUUGAACUUCUUAAGGAUCCUUGUUUGUUAAAUGUAAAAAAAGAAGGGGACUUCAUGGAUGCAGAUGAAGUAAAUGAUUCACAGGCCAUCAGAACUUUAGUCCCGGAUCCUUUGAAGCAAGAGCCUCUGCUUGUUGAAAAUGUACCCAAUCCCCUCGAAGGGGAACAGACAUGGCCAACAGAGGCAGAGAUGGCAGAAGCGGAUAGAGAACAGAAGGAAAAGAAACAGAAAAAAAGGUCUCUCCCUCGGGGUACUUCUGAAUACCAGGCUGCUUGGAUCCUGGAUGAUUCUGAUGUAUCUGGUACAGACAGUGAUGAUGGUUCAGAUAAUGGUAUGGUAGUUGAUGAAGGGGAAUAUGAUUUUGCUGGUCAAAAUGAUGGUGGGAAAUUUGACCUUGAGGAUGACCAGGCUUCACUCAAGCUUAGGGACUCUGACGAAGAAACUGAAGCUGAUUCUGUUAUGAUGGAUAAUGAGAACUUGACGAAGGAGCAAAUAGAAGAAGAUAUUCGAAAAAUAAAAGAGGCACAUGCUGAAGAUGAGGAGUACCCAGAUGAAGUCGAUGUUCCAGUAGAUGUUCCUGCUCGGAAACGAUUUGCUAAAUACAGAGGCCUAAAGUCAUUUCGGACUUCUUCGUGGGACCCUAAGGAAUCUCUACCUCCAGAGUAUGCACGGAUUUUUGCAUUCGAUAAUUUCACUAGAACACAGAAGCAUGUUCUUUCUAAAGCUCUGGACAUGGAACAAGGAAGUGAAGAUGAAUGCGUACCUGCAAAUUCUUACGUAAAACUUCACAUUACAGAAGUCCCGACUCAUAUUGCUUCAAAACUUUGCGUUUUGGUAAAGACGAUGCCAGUCAUUGCAUGUGGUCUCUUGCAACAUGAAUCAAAGAUUUCUUUCCUUCACUUCAGGGUAAAGAAACAUGAAACAUACACUGAACCCAUAAAAGCCAAAGAAGAACUAAUAUUUCAUGUCGGCUUCAGACAAUUUGUCACAAGGCCGACUUUUGCAUCUGACAAUUUUAAUUCAGACAAACACAAGAUGGAAAGAUUUCUUCAUGCAGGACGCUUUUCUAUAGCUUCAGUAUAUGCUCCAAUUUCUUUUCCUCCUCUUCCUCUGAUCGUUUUGAAGAGUAGAGGUGAUUCUUCCCCACCUGCCCUCGCUGCUGUUGGCUCAUUGAAAAGUAUCGACCCUGAUAAGAUUAUUCUUAAAAAAAUUAUUUUAACUGGUUACCCUCAACGUGUUUCAAAAUCUAAAGCUGCAGUAAGAUAUAUGUUUCAUAAUCCCGAGGAUGUAAAGUGGUUCAAGCCUGUGGAAGUUUGGACAAAAUUGGGUCGCCGCGGUCGCAUCAAAGAGCCCCUCGGUACUCAUGGUGCAAUGAAGUGCAUAUUGAACGGUGUCCUCCAGCAGAACGACACCGUGUGCAUGAGUCUAUUCAAGCGAUCAUAUCCCAAGUGGCCCGAACAUUGGUUCCCGAUGUCCGGCGUUUGACCUUUGACCGUACAACGGUUUCUCCUCGUGAGCAGAAAAAGCUCGUGAAAGAGGAUAGGUGUUCGACACUGAUGGAAUGAAGCUUUGGUUCAGAUUGGUUACAUCGCGUUUUUCGCUGUGAUCGAAAAGUUUUGCUUGUAUAUUCCCUUCAUUGUAUGCCGUUCCAAAAUUUAUCGAAUUUUAGACCGUCUUUACCCGUUCAGAUUUUUCCGAGCUUAGUUGGUCUAAUGAUUUGCUGAAUGUUGAAUCUGUUUGUAAUUGAAUGAGUUAUAGCGUUUUUCUUUA
This is a messenger RNA of Cynara cardunculus var. scolymus (artichoke), 2731 nucleotides long. Its product is annotated as pre-rRNA-processing protein TSR1 homolog. Lineage: Eukaryota; Viridiplantae; Streptophyta; Magnoliopsida; Asterales; Asteraceae. Gene Ontology annotation, cellular component: preribosome, small subunit precursor; nucleus. The record is from RefSeq and is a predicted model, not a curated record. Gene Ontology annotation, biological process: endonucleolytic cleavage of tricistronic rRNA transcript (SSU-rRNA, 5.8S rRNA, LSU-rRNA); ribosome biogenesis; maturation of SSU-rRNA from tricistronic rRNA transcript (SSU-rRNA, 5.8S rRNA, LSU-rRNA). Gene Ontology annotation, molecular function: GTPase activity; U3 snoRNA binding; GTP binding. The coding region runs from base 59 to 2446 and encodes 795 amino acids. The transcript is spliced from 21 exons.